This is a messenger RNA of Phytophthora infestans T30-4, 870 nucleotides long. RefSeq names its product translation initiation factor eIF-2B subunit beta, putative. The record is from RefSeq and is a predicted model, not a curated record. The transcript is spliced from 6 exons. Gene Ontology annotation, molecular function: guanyl-nucleotide exchange factor activity; translation initiation factor activity. Gene Ontology annotation, cellular component: eukaryotic translation initiation factor 2B complex. Lineage: Eukaryota; Oomycota; Peronosporomycetes; Peronosporales; Peronosporaceae. Gene Ontology annotation, biological process: translational initiation. Bases 118 to 870 code for a protein of 250 amino acids.
CCGACUAAGGAGCUCGAGGAAUGGCUGGACGAGUGGCCUGCGGUGCGCGAACUCGUGGACGAGCUGGUGCUGAGUCUGAAGCGCAGACAGCUGCAUGGAUCGUACGAGACGGCCAAGAUGACCACCAGCGUGUUGAGCAAAGUGCUGGAGACGGUGGAGUGGUCGACAGCUGGGGAAAUUUUGGAGAAGAUUCGUCAACUCGGUCACAUGCUCACCAAGGCGCACGCUCACGAGCUAGCUAUCGGCAACGUGGUGCGUCGCGUGCUGUACAUCAUUCGUGAGGAGCACUCGAACGCACUUAAGCUGUCGUCGGCGGAUGCGGCUAAUGGCAGCGCAGUGGCGCCCGUGUCCGGCCCGCCUACGAGCCGUAAUAACAAUUUGUCGCGCUCAUUGGGCACGAUCUUGACGCCCGGUACCGACACGGACCUCUCGAUCCCCAUUACGGACCUCAAGCUGUCUGUGAUGGAAGGCAUCGCUGAGCUCGUCGAUGAGAUCGACAGUCUACACGUCAACAUUGCAGACCAGGCCAUGGAAUACAUUCACACAGAUGAGGUGAUCCUGACGUUCGGACAGUCACUGUCGGUGGAGGCCUUCCUGAAGACAGCAGCUAAGAAGCGCUCGUUCAAGGUGAUCGUGGUGGAGUCUGCGCCUUCGCUGAACGGUCAGCACAUGGCACAUGCUCUGGCGGAGAGUGGCAUCCACGUAACAGUUAUCCCGGACAGCGCUGUCUUCGCCUUGAUGGCGCGUGUGAACAAGGUGGUGGUGCCAGCUGCAGCUGUGGUGGCCAACGGCGGUCUUAUCGCGCAGAGUGGCCUGCAGAACAUCGCUCUGGCUGCCAAGAAGUGCUCGCGAACUUCUGGCUCCGUCUAG